Messenger RNA from Perkinsus marinus ATCC 50983, 1338 nucleotides. RefSeq names its product Enolase, putative. Gene Ontology annotation, cellular component: phosphopyruvate hydratase complex. NCBI's taxonomy places the organism in Eukaryota, Perkinsozoa, Perkinsida, Perkinsidae. Gene Ontology annotation, molecular function: magnesium ion binding; phosphopyruvate hydratase activity. The record is from RefSeq and is a predicted model, not a curated record. Bases 1 to 1338 code for a protein of 445 amino acids. The transcript has a single exon. Gene Ontology annotation, biological process: glycolytic process.
AUGACUUCCAAGAUUGUCACUCUCCACGCCCGUGAGAUCAUAGACUCUCGUGGUAAUCCUACCGUCGAGGUCGACCUGACCACCGACAGAGGCAUGUUCCGCGCUGCCGUGCCCUCUGGGGCCUCUACCGGGGUCUACGAGGCUCUCGAGCUCAGGGACGGCGAUAAGACUAGGUAUCUCGGUAAAGGUGUCCAGAAGGCUAUCAAAAAUGUCAACGACAUCAUCGCCCCCGCUCUCAUCGGCAAGGACGUCACCGAUCAGGCUGGUAUCGAUAAGUUUAUGGUUGAGGAGUUGGACAGUACUCAGAACGAGUGGGGCUGGUGCAAGGCCAAGCUCGGUGCCAACGCCAUCCUUGCUGUUUCCAUGGCCGUCUGCCGUGCCGGUGCUGCUGCUAAAAACAUCCCGUUAUAUAAGCACAUUGCCGACAUCGGGGGAAAACGCUCCGAUCAAUUCACGAUGCCUGUCCCUUCCUUCAAUGUCAUCAACGGUGGUUCCCAUGCAGGCAACCGCCUUGCUUGUCAAGAAUUCAUGAUCCUUCCUGUCGGAGCCACCUCGUUCAAACACGCCAUGCAGAUCGGAGCCGAAGUCUAUCACAGCCUCAAGAAAGUCAUCAAGGCCAAGUACGGCCAGGACGCCACUAAUGUUGGUGACGAAGGCGGAUUCGCCGUGCCUGUACAGGACAACAACGAGGCCUUGGAUGUGCUCAUGGCGGCUAUUAGAGAUGCUGGUCACGAGGAUACUGUCAAAUUGGGCACCGAUGUCGCAGCUUCAGAAUUUUAUGUCGCUGAAAACGGCAAAUAUGAUCUCGAUUUCAAGAACCCAAAUAAGGACAGUUCCCAACAAAAGACCGCGGCUGAGAUGAUCGAAUAUUACGGAAAUUGGUUCAACUCGUAUCCGUUCGUAUCUAUUGAAGAUCCUUUCGACCAAGACGACUGGUCUGCUUACACCAAGUUCGAGGCUGAGUGCGGCAAACAGGUCCAGAUAGUCGGGGAUGAUCUCCUCGUUACCAAUCCUAAGCGUGUCAAGAAGGCUAUUGAUGAGAAGGCCUGCAAUGCACUGCUCUUGAAAGUUAACCAAAUCGGCUCCGUUACAGAGGCCAUUGAGGCUAGUAACAUGGCGGCAGCCCAAGGUUGGGGAGUGAUGGUCUCUCAUCGUUCAGGAGAGACCGAGGACACCUUUAUCGCCGAUUUAGUUGUGGGAUUGGGUACCGGUGAGAUCAAGACUGGAGCGCCAUGCCGUUCAGAAAGGUUAGCUAAGUACAACCAGCUCAUGCGUAUUGAGGAGGAGCUUGGUACGGCCGCUGUGUAUGCUGGGAAAAACUUCCGCAAUGCUGCAUAG